This is a messenger RNA of Ustilago hordei, 2661 nucleotides long. RefSeq lists its product as uncharacterized. Gene Ontology annotation, biological process: protein import into peroxisome matrix, docking. NCBI's taxonomy places the organism in Eukaryota, Fungi, Basidiomycota, Ustilaginomycetes, Ustilaginales, Ustilaginaceae. The transcript has a single exon. Gene Ontology annotation, cellular component: peroxisomal membrane; cytosol. Gene Ontology annotation, molecular function: protein binding. The coding region runs from base 1 to 2661 and encodes 886 amino acids. The record is from RefSeq and is a predicted model, not a curated record.
AUGUCAGACCUUGUCUCCGGAGGCGCAGGCUGUGGCCCGUCCAACCCUCUUCAGAACAUUGGCAAGCGCUUUGGACAAGACCGAGGUGCUCAACAGGAUACCUUCGCAAACAGCCCUUUCGCACAGCAACAGCAAGGACCCUCUUUUCGAUCGCAAGGCGGCUCAUCGUCGCAAGCGCCGCAGCAACGGUCCUUCUUCAAUGCCUCGGCACACCAGCCACCGUUUGCAGCACAGAGCCACGUCCACGAUGCUUUCGACGUCUCCCAGCUUCGUGGCAGUCUGCCCAGCCCUUCCCGCACUCCGAUGCAACAAUCCCACCAGCGCCCUGCUCCAGGACCGAGUAUGGCAGAUAUGGAAGCAAGUUUCCGCCCCGCUUUCUCCAGAAACGCAACCAUACAAGCAGCUCCAUGUGCAGCCCCUUCUGGCUGGGUUACCGAUUUCCUCAGCGCAGAGGCUUCACAUGCCCACUCUCCACACCAAGCUCAGCCAGCACAGCAGAUGCACACCGAACAGCAGCAGCAUGCCGUUCACACCAACAUCAUUCCCAUGCGUCUGAGGAUGGGCAUGGUGCCGCACGAUCCAUCACAUCAGCAGCGCCUUCCGCAUCCGAUGCAAACAUCAGCUGCAGCACCUCAAGCCGACAAUGCAAAGUGGGCUGAAGUGUUCACCGCAUUCGAAGCCUCCUCAAAGCCAGCAGAAGCAGCACCACAGCCUAUGGUCGACCAAGCAAAGCCAGUGGACAAGGUCGAUUACAAUGAUCCGCAGGAACGCGAUGAGCUAGCACGCACCGCCGGCAGGCUUGUCUCCUCUGUAGAGCACGACCAGAGCGCCAAGUUCAAGCAGAGCAACUUUCUCGAUCUCAUGCGCAAGAUCCGUGACAAGCAGGCCGGAAUUCAGGGAGACAACAUUGUCGAGAACGCCGAUAUGGACACAGCCUCCUCGCUCGACGAGGGCAAAGGCAAAGCAAGCGAUCUCAGCGCUGGUCAACGUCUUUCCUCGGCUCAACGUCUUUCCUCAGCUCAACCUCAGUCUCAGCAGGAAGCCUACUUGUGGGCCAACCAAAUGGCUGCCAGCGGAACCGCGCAGCAGUUGCCACCUAGUGUGCAAAGGUCGCUAGCCCGCACCAAUGCACUUCCAACGGAUGCUCCUGCCAACGCAGCCACACAACAGGUGAUUGACAACCACAAGGCACUCAACGACUUGUGGGCCGAGGAAGAUGCACGCAGUCGAGCCAUCGAGCAGCAAGCCAUGGGCGAGAGUGCACAGGCUUUUGUGGGAGACGGUGGUGAUGUAGCCGCUCGUAUGCGUGAAGACGAUGCCGAUGCAAGAGAGUUUGCAAAGUAUCAGCGUAUGGGUGCCAACAUUCCUCACGCCAGCACCUUCAACCGCAGGUGGGAGGAGGACAUGAAUCGCGGUGUCGAUCAGAUCGAGGAUGACCAAGUCGAUUUUGUUGGUCGAAGGUGGGAGGGCAACAAGGGCAGAGGUUAUAUGGACGCCCAGACUGCAGAGUGGGAUAAGUUGCAGCAGGACUGGGACAACUUUGAGGUGACUUGCGCUGGAAUCCGACCCGUUACCUUGCCUCAACGAUCAGCCACGACGACAACACAGAUGCAGCCAGCGCCCGCCUACCGCUUCCUCAGCGACAACCCUUACAUCGCAUCCACCCGACAUCAUGCGCAACACUCGGGAGGCUUGCCAGCUGGACUCGAAUCUGUCCUCGAAAAGGAAGCCGCUGUCCAACAGGAUCCUCACAACGCAUCAGCCUGGUACGAUCUCGGUGUCAAACAGCAAGAAAAUGAGCGUGAAGUACAAGCGAUCGCUGCUCUUCGCAAAGCUCUCGAUCUCGAUGGCAACCUCAAAGAUGCCUGGCUUGCGCUCGCUGUUAGCUACACCAACGAAAACGACCGAACCGCUGCUUACGAAGCCAUCGAAGAAUGGAUCGACAAAAACGAUGUUUAUCGCGACGUCAUCCAGCGUGCCAAUGCCGAACUUGACUUUGCUCCCUCCUCUACCCAGCGCAAUCGCAGUGAUAGCGUCUCCUCGCACAGCACCUCGGCUUCUGUCGUCGAAAAGCACUCGCGUCUCACCAAGCUUCUAAUCGCUAUGGUCCGCAGUGGUGGCGAGAGAGGCGAAAUCGAUGCAGACGUCCAAGUGGCUCUAGGAGUUAUUUUCAACUCCUCCGAAGACUACGAUAAAGCUGUCGACUGCUUUUCCACUGCCCUGUCCGUUCGACCUCAAGAUUGGCUGUUGUAUAACCGUCUAGGAGCAACCUUGUCUAACUCGGGCCGUUCAGCAGAAGCAAUUCAAUACUACCACCAUGCAUUGAAUCUUCAACCGGAGUUUGUCAGGUGUCAUUUUAACCUAAGCAUCUCUUGUUUGAAUUUGAAGAUGUAUCAGCAUGCAGCAGAACAUGUUUAUACUGCUCUGACAUUGCAACAGGCGGAAGAAGAACAGUUGGGUGGUUUGGUGCAAGGAGGCAAAGAUGUUUAUAGACAAUCAUGUGCUACCAGUGCAAGUCUUUGGGAAACUUUCAGAGUCGCUUUGGAGUUGCUCAAUAGAUGCGAUUUGGCAAGUAAGUGCGCACAUAGGGAUAUCAAUGCUUUUCACCUCACAGAUCUCGUUCCUCCAGCACCGGCUAUGUUGGAUGGUCAUGUUGCUUAG